AUGGUCCAGCGUAAUUCCGAUACAUUGGGUACCAUAGAAAAUAGUGGUAAUUCCAGAAAUCAUGGAUACAUAUCUCUUCCCACUUCGGAUAUUUUGAACACAGAAAGAAUUGGACGUACUCUUAGAGGAAUUGGAGAACACGUCGUAGAAGAAAUAUAUCUGGAUGAUGAUAAUUCAGAAGAAAUUGAACAUUUCAACUACAAACAUGAACUUCGAAAUAAUUUCUCAGUGGCUUCCAUUGUGGGAUUGGGUUUCUCUUUAAUGAACGUUCCAUUUGGUAUUUCCACAACGCUUUCGGUUGGAUUAAUAUGUGGAGGAAGUGUGACAAUCUUUUGGGGAUGGGUUUUAUUUAGUUUCUUUACUAUUCUUAUUUCAUUAUCACUUAGUGAGAUUGCAUCCAAGUUUCCAACUUCCGGUGGUGUCUAUCAUUAUGGAUAUCUUUUAGCCAGUAAGGAUUAUGCGCUUCCCGCCUCCUGGUUUACUGGUUGGUUUCUUAUUAUUGGAAAUUGGCUCAUGUUUGUUUCAUGUGCUUUCGGCGGAUCACAAUUCAUACUAUCGAUAUUCGGACUAAAGCAGUCUGAUUAUAAACAUGAUGAUCUAAUUGUUUUUUUGUUAUACAUCGUUAUAGUUGUGCUGGCAGGUCUUGUUAACCUUCAAUUUCAGAAGCACCUUGAAAAGCUCAAUACUUUAUGCAUCUACUGGACAAUAUAUACAAUUUUGAUUAUGGACAUUCUUUUGAUUAUCUUUUCCACAGAGCACCAUGAUAUUAAAUAUAUUUUUACUCAUUUUGAUGGGAAACGAAGUGGAUGGCCCAACUGGCUUGCAUUCAUAAUUGGUGCCAUUCAGUUUUCAUCUAUGACAUUUAAUGGCUAUGGAUCCAUUGUUUCUAUGAGUGAAGAGGUGAAGAAUCCAGAGCGUUCCAUUCCAAAGGGAAUGAUAUUUGCUGUGUUAAUGAGUUCUGUUAUUGGAAUAUCAUUUAUUCUACCGAUUUUAACGAUUCUCCCAGAUCUCACAAAGCUCCUUGAUGACAAUCCAGAUAUUUUCCCAAUAGACAUAGUUUUCAAGCUUUCCACAAGAUCAUUUUUGGUUUCUAUGGUUUUAGUUCUCCUUAUUGUGGGCUCUCUUUUCUUUGCAACUAUAGGAACCUUGACUACAGCGUCAAGAGCUGUCUAUGCAUUUGGAAGAGAUCAUGGAUUGCCAUUUGAUAACCUAUGGCAGAAGGUGGAUACUACAGAAGGUGAACAAAUAGUUCCAACAAAUGCUUUGCUUCUUUCUGUUUUCGUCGCUUGUAUUUUUGGACUUUUUUCUCUGGUAUCAUCGUCCGCAUUCAGUGCAUUUAUCGGGUGUUCUGUUAUUGCUUUGAAUGUUGCGAAUGGUAUUCCGAUAUUAGGGUCAAUAUUAAAUAAAAGAAAGAAGAUAAGGGGUGCAGCAUUUAAAUUUAUUGAUGUUGAGUCGAUGAAUUACGCUUUCGUUGUGUUUUUCUUGUUUGCAUUUUUUAUUACCGCUUUGUGGUAUAGUUGGGGAAAAUAUCAUUUUCAAGGCCCUCUCAUCGAUCAUUCGUUUUUCCUAGAAAAUUGUGGAGCUAAUAUUCCGUUAUCAUCUGUCUCUGUGAAAUCAGAUCCUAAUGUUUCCGAGUCGGCUAUUUUUUCAAAUGAUGAAAUGUCUUCUAAUAUGAGUUCGAAACUGGAUGAUUCGGAAAAGAAAUUGGAUAAUAAAAUUCGGGACCCUGCGCCAAAUAUAUUGUCAGCAUUAGAGGGAUCUGCUGAUCUUCAUGAAAUUGAUCUUGGAGAUCCUGGACGCAGAUAA
Brettanomyces bruxellensis is the source of this 1806-nucleotide messenger RNA. RefSeq lists its product as uncharacterized. Lineage: Eukaryota; Fungi; Ascomycota; Pichiomycetes; Pichiales; Pichiaceae. Bases 1 to 1806 code for a protein of 601 amino acids. The transcript has 2 exons. Gene Ontology annotation, biological process: transmembrane transport. Gene Ontology annotation, cellular component: membrane. The record is from RefSeq and is a predicted model, not a curated record. Gene Ontology annotation, molecular function: transmembrane transporter activity.